AUGGAUUCUGAGGCUGAAACGUGCAGUAGUGGUGGCUCUCCGCUGUCCUCAGCGUCGUCGGCGUCGUCGUCGAGGGAGGCAGACAGACAGAUCCUGGAAUGGGCCGCCAAGCUCGAGUUGGAGACCGCUGAGGUGAAGCAGCACGCGCAGGUGUUGGCGUCGCAGCGGAGGGAGGUGUCCACCGUGGUGGACGCGGCAACGGCCAAGUUGCAACGAGAGAUGAGACACAGGUUUGAUACGCUGGACCAAAGAGUCGCGCGUCUCGAGCAGAGCCAGGCGGAACUGUUGCAGCGGCUCAGCGAGAGUGUUGCACCCGUACAGGAGCAACUCGAGCAGAUGACCGGCGUGCUUGCGUCCUUGUCGCAAGAGGUGUUCACUCUCGGGUCCCGGCAGUUGCAAAUGGAGUCGCAAUGGCACAGGAACAACUGGACCCGCCCGCGCAGCGCUCCACCGUCUCGAUGUGACGGUGACAGCCCACAGGUGGACCAUUUCGAAGGUACUACACUCGAAGUAGCUGCACCCGCUGUUGUGUCACAAGUGCAGACCCGUCCGAGGGCUAAGUCCCCGUCCCCGUCUUACCCCAACGGCGGAGGCGGACGCAGCUCCUAUAAAAGGCCUCGAAGAACGCUAAUUCCGUGGGAUGAGACCCUUUGA
Molecule: messenger RNA, 654 nt
Organism: Huiozyma naganishii CBS 8797
Lineage: Eukaryota; Fungi; Ascomycota; Saccharomycetes; Saccharomycetales; Saccharomycetaceae
Gene: REC107
Product: Rec107p
Exons: 2
Coding region: 1-654 (217 amino acids)
Biological process (GO): reciprocal meiotic recombination
Cellular component (GO): condensed nuclear chromosome
Source: RefSeq, a predicted model, not a curated record